Octodon degus (degu) is the source of this 2981-nucleotide messenger RNA. RefSeq names its product Sec61 translocon alpha 2 subunit (gene Sec61a2). Lineage: Eukaryota; Metazoa; Chordata; Mammalia; Rodentia; Octodontidae. The transcript is spliced from 12 exons. The record is from RefSeq and is a predicted model, not a curated record. Gene Ontology annotation, molecular function: ribosome binding; transmembrane protein transporter activity; signal sequence receptor activity. Gene Ontology annotation, cellular component: membrane; Sec61 translocon complex. Gene Ontology annotation, biological process: SRP-dependent cotranslational protein targeting to membrane, translocation; post-translational protein targeting to membrane, translocation. The coding region runs from base 121 to 1551 and encodes 476 amino acids.
UGGGGCUAGCCUUAGGGUGACCGGAGCCGGCGCGGCGGGGCGCGGAGACCCGGCCCGCGGGAGCUAAACGAAGGCAGAGCCGAGGCCGCAGUGCCCCUCUGAACCUUCCCAGCCGCCGCCAUGGGCAUCAAGUUUUUAGAAGUUAUCAAACCUUUCUGUGCAGUUCUACCAGAAAUUCAGAAGCCUGAAAGGAAAAUUCAGUUUAGAGAGAAGGUAUUAUGGACUGCUAUAACUCUCUUCAUUUUCUUAGUAUGUUGUCAGAUACCACUGUUUGGAAUUAUGUCAUCAGAUUCUGCAGAUCCUUUCUACUGGAUGAGAGUUAUUCUUGCAUCCAACAGAGGAACUUUAAUGGAACUGGGCAUCUCCCCAAUUGUAACAUCUGGUUUGAUUAUGCAGCUGUUGGCUGGAGCCAAAAUCAUUGAAGUUGGAGAUACACCCAAAGAUAGAGCUCUCUUCAAUGGAGCCCAGAAAUUAUUUGGUAUGAUCAUUACCAUUGGGCAAGCCAUUGUGUAUGUCAUGACGGGGAUGUAUGGGGACCCUGCUGAAAUGGGUGCUGGGAUCUGUCUCCUUAUCAUUUUUCAGUUGUUUGUUGCUGGUUUGAUUGUGCUGCUGUUAGAUGAGCUGCUACAGAAGGGUUACGGCUUGGGGUCUGGUAUUUCCCUCUUUAUUGCCACCAACAUCUGUGAAACCAUUGUCUGGAAGGCCUUUAGUCCCACUACCAUUAACACUGGCAGAGGUACUGAGUUUGAAGGUGCUGUCAUAGCUCUGUUUCAUCUGUUGGCCACCAGGACAGACAAAGUCCGAGCCUUAAGGGAGGCUUUUUAUCGCCAGAAUUUACCCAAUCUGAUGAACCUCAUUGCUACUGUUUUUGUGUUUGCAGUUGUUAUAUAUUUUCAGGGAUUUCGUGUUGACUUGCCUAUUAAGUCAGCCCGGUAUCGAGGACAAUACAGUAGCUAUCCCAUCAAGCUCUUCUACACCUCGAAUAUUCCCAUUAUUCUUCAGUCUGCUCUAGUUUCCAACCUGUAUGUUAUUUCCCAGAUGCUGUCUGUUCGUUUUAGUGGCAACUUUUUAGUAAAUUUGCUAGGACAAUGGGCCGAUGUCAGCGGUGGAGGACCUGCUCGUUCCUACCCUGUUGGAGGCCUGUGUUACUACCUUUCUCCUCCUGAGUCCAUGGGUGCCAUAUUUGAGGAUCCUGUCCAUGUAGUUGUUUAUAUCAUCUUCAUGUUGGGGUCUUGUGCAUUUUUUUCUAAGACAUGGAUAGAGGUGUCUGGUUCCUCAGCCAAAGAUGUAGCCAAACAGCUUAAAGAACAGCAAAUGGUUAUGAGGGGUCACAGAGAUACCUCGAUGGUUCAUGAGCUUAAUAGAUACAUCCCCACUGCAGCUGCCUUCGGUGGUCUGUGCAUCGGUGCCCUGUCCGUGUUGGCUGACUUCUUAGGAGCCAUUGGAUCUGGCACUGGAAUUCUGCUUGCAGUUACUAUCAUUUAUCAGUAUUUUGAAAUAUUUGUUAAGGAACAAGCUGAAGUUGGAGGGAUGGGUGCUUUGUUUUUCUAAAUGUUCAAAUACUUUGUGUGUGAAAGGGAAAAUAUUUUGACACUUUGUUUUUUGUCAAAUAAUGCGGGUUCCCCUUUUGUUCUAUCACAGCUUGUUUUCAAGUGCUAAUUGUCCCAUUUGUGAAAAAUGGGCACCGAGCUAAGCCUGUGUGCAGCAUUAGUACCAGCUGCCUUAAAACUACAGUUUACAUUAUUCGUCUAAAAAUGUACAUCUAGUAUUGCCUGUAAUGCUGGAAACCAAUGUCUCUCUGCCUUGCUGUAUUAAAUCAUGACAGUCGGACGGGGACAUGGGUUAGUUUUGCACACAAUAUUCAGAACAUUUACUCUCUUCCCCUUGUUUAAAAAUAAAUGUAGUUCAAAUUGCCACUUUCCAGUAUUUUUGAGCUUAUGUAAUGAGUUCUGGAACAUUUAUAUCUAAUCUAUAUUUUAGAUAAUUACUUUUUAUACUUUUUUUAACUCAUAGUAUCCAUGUUCCCUUCCCUCCCUCUCCAUCCCCACCCACUAUAUUUCUUUUUUCCCAAAGCAGCCAGCCUCUUGGCCCAAAUGGACAAAAUCAAGCAUUGAAGUUCAUUCUGUUGCUAGAAACAAUUGCUUCUAACUACUUUUCCUGUUUCUCACUCCUCUCUUCCCAGGGACAGCAUAACCUGUGCUGUUGGAUUGUAUUGGCUAUGCCUUUUAAUUCCAACCAGUCACUUGAUAAUAUUCUUUCAAGAUACUAGGCCCUCAUUUUUUCUUUUAAUUCCCUAAGACAAAGAUUGAAUUCUCAAGCAAUGUAGUUCAGUGGGGGUGAACAAUGAGUAAUUCAUGCUAGGAAUGUGUGUUCUUUGUUUUACUCACAAGAGCAACAAGUGUAAACAGUAGACAAUAAACUUUUAUUUAAUAAAACUGUUGCAGUUGUGUUGGAAAAAUAAAGGAAUCUGAUAUUAAAUGUUCCCUAACCUUAUUUGCAUAAGGUUUGUGUACUUGUAGAGCACAUCCUGGGAUGCCUAAAAGUCAAAUGUAAUUACUCUUCAGUGUUUUUUCUUUCUCUUCAGUAUUAUAAAUUAUUAAGAAACACUGGCUAAUUUAAGAGUACUCAUUUGUUGCUGAUAUUUGGAAAGGAAUGUGAGGGCAGUGGUCUCAAAACAAUAUCCUGGUCUCCACUUGAAACUGCAUAGUUCUCAGUAAAUAAUUCACUUUAGAAUAUGGCCUGUAUUUCCCUCAAAGAAAACAAAAAACAAAAUUUUAACAUACCAUUUUAAGGGUUUUUUUUUUGUUGUUGUUGUUGUUGUUGUUGUUGAUACUGCUUACUUUCUUAGUUAAGGGCAGGAAAUAUGUCUUACUUAGGAUCAUAAAGCCAAAAGGAUACAACAGAUAAAAGCAGAAAGGAUAGUAGCAAAAUCUGAGGUCUCAUUGCCUAAAGCAGUCAAGCUACUUCAGUCUAGAGAAAAA